GUGGGCCAGAUUAAACUUUCCGAAAAACAUUAGAAGUGGAAGGAACUGCUUCUAUUGAAGUGUCCAGUAAUCUCUAGCUAGAUAAACCCCUAGACCGUGCGUCCCCCGUUUUAGCCCAUGAGAUGGUAUGGCUGGAGUCAGGGCUCUAUUUUAGGCAGUGGGCGGUAUGGGAGUGGAACAAGCAGGUGCAGUGGUUUAGAGAGUGUGACUUGGAGUCAGUCGGCAGUAGUGUACUAUAAACGUGUCCACUAAUCUCUCCCUUACACACAAGAGUCAGGACAGCAUGGAAAGCGUGGACGUGUUUGACGUGCCUGGGAAAGGCCGGGGUCUUAGAACCACCAAGGAGGUGUGGGCCGGAGACGUCCUCUUCGCCGAGCCAAGCUUCGCUGCCGUCGUCUUUGACAGCAUGGCUGAACAUGUAUGUCACAGCUGCUUCCGGCGGCAGUCCAAGCUGCACCGGUGCGGCCAGUGCAAAUUCGCACAGUACUGCAACCGCACGUGCCAGCGCCAGGCCUGGGAGGAGCACAAGCUGGAGUGUGCCGCCAUCAAGGCCUACGGCAAGGUGCCCAACGAAAACAUCCGGCUUGCGGCUCGUAUCCUGUGGCGUGUUGACAAGGAGGGAGGGAUUGUGUCAGACACCCAGCUCAUCUCCAUCGAUGAUCUGGAGAAUCACGUGUCUGACCUGCUCCCCGAAGACCUGAAGGACCUCAAGGUGGAUGUUCUUACCUUCCUGGACUACUGGCCUCGCUACAGCAAACCUCACAAAGUGGAGGACGUCUCACAUGUCCUCGGGUUGAUUAACUGUAAUGGCUUUUCAAUGAGUGACCACCGGGGGCUCAACGCAGUAGGGGUGGGGCUCUUCCCAAACCUGUGCCUGAUCAACCACGACUGUUGGCCCAACUGCACCGUCAUCCUCAACAAUGGGAAUCAGACAGCUGUGAACACUCUAUUUCAUACUCAAAGGAGGAUUGAGUUGCGGGCCCUGGGGAAGAUCAACACGGGGGAGGAGCUGACGGUGGCCUACGUGGACUUCCUCAACGUUUCCAGCGAGCGGCAAUUACAGCUUAAGCAGCAGUACUUCUUUGACUGCAGCUGCAAACACUGCACCGAGCACAUCAAGGAUGAUCUCAUGAUGGCCGUAAAGGAGGCGGAUGACAAUAAGCCAUCUGAGGAGGAGGUGAAGGAGGUGACAGAGUAUAGUCUGAAGAUGCUGGAGAAGAUAGAAAAAGCUCGUGUUGAAGGGGACUAUCAUGAGGUGGUAAAGACCUGCCGGGAGUGCCUGGAGAAGCAGGAGAAGGUGCUGGCCGACACCCACCUGUACAUGCUGCGCGUGCUGAGCACGGCCAGCGAGGUGCUGUCCUACCUGCAGUUCAUUGACGAGGCCGCCACGUACUCCCGCCGGAUGGUGGAGGGUUAUAUGAAGCUGUAUCACCCCAACAAUGCAGCGCUGGGCAUGGCUACCAUGAGAGCAGGGGUGACGCACUGGCAGGCUGGUCUCAUCGAGGUUGGACAUAGUAUGAUCUGCAAAGCUUACGGCAUUAUAAUGAUCACCCACGGGCCAACCCACCCCAUCACCCAGGACCUGGAGGCCAUGCGCAGGCAGACAGAGAUGGAGAUGCGCAUGUUCCAGCAGAACGAGUACGUCUACCACAGCAUGCGAGAGGCGGCCCUCAAGAACCAGCCAAUGACCAUGAGGCCGGAGCCCGUGGAGGAAGGCAUCAAGAACCUCUUCCGGAGGAAAUGACCUCGCUGCCGUCACUUACUUCCCUUUAUGCAGUGUACCUUAUCAUCCAUCAAACAUUUUUUAAACAGUAAAAGAAACUUUGAGGAAUCGCAGAAACAAUUUGGCAGACCUGCCACAAUCAGCAGCAGCAUCCAUUGCUUCUAUUCCAAAGAAACCUCAUGGUUUUAAGGAACCAUAAAGUUCACCAAUUGAAUGUUGCUACCGUUGAGUCUUACAAAGGCGCUCCCACCCUCUGCCAAUAGCAAACCAGACCAUCCCCAGCACGGAAAGUUGGGCUACAUUCCGGUGUGAUUCUGAAGUACAGUAUGUCACUGCUUAACCCACAGCAACUUAAUUUAUUAGUAAUUCACUAGCUGGGGCUUUGGUUUGACCCUUCCUUGUCAACCUGAAACCACCUGAGCUGAGGCAGUACACAUGCACAAGACAGCCAAAGCGUUGCAGCUGUACGCGGUAUGUGUUAGUGCACUAAUUAUUAAUGGGUGAUGCUGUCAAAGUUGUACCAGACAUGAAUUAAAAGUUAGUCAUCUGAAGGCUCUGUUGAAUGAUAAAUAAAAUAAUAAUUGAUACUUCAUUGA
Molecule: messenger RNA, 2319 nt
Organism: Brienomyrus brachyistius
Lineage: Eukaryota; Metazoa; Chordata; Actinopteri; Osteoglossiformes; Mormyridae
Gene: smyd1b
Product: SET and MYND domain containing 1b
Exons: 10
Coding region: 284-1744 (486 amino acids)
Cellular component (GO): nucleus
Molecular function (GO): histone H3K4 methyltransferase activity; protein binding
Source: RefSeq, a predicted model, not a curated record